Messenger RNA from Vollenhovia emeryi, 1168 nucleotides. RefSeq lists its product as uncharacterized. The coding region runs from base 257 to 1168 and encodes 303 amino acids. The record is from RefSeq and is a predicted model, not a curated record. The transcript is spliced from 2 exons. Lineage: Eukaryota; Metazoa; Arthropoda; Insecta; Hymenoptera; Formicidae.
UAAUAUCGAUGAAUAAAUUAAAUAAAACGCAGCAAUUGCUUAAUCGGCAUCAUAAGAGGCUAUGGCAAAAAAGUCGAAGGUUUAUAGAAACAUUAGUUCUUAAAUAAAGGUAGUUUUCCUUUAAUAUUUUCGACCAGUACAAAUAUUUUACAUUGCCAUAUCGUUGUUACAUUAGUUCGAAAAGUCAUCGAGACCGAUUUGUGCCAUUUCUUUAAAAUAAUUUCGUUGUAAGAGUAAUAGUCGGCCAAGUUUUAAAAUGAUUUUUUUGGAAAUUCACGAAAUUGUUUUUUUUCGUCUAUUUCUAAUACGAUGUAUAUACCAUAUUAGACAGAAAACAGCGAGAACGAGAAGAACACUAAAAAUUAUUAUGCCAAUGAUCGCACUGACAUUAAUAUUUAUUUCAACAAUGCAAAUAGUCUCGCAAUCAGUAGUUGUCUGCGCUGUUGUAACUUCUGUAAUUGGUGGUAACACCGUUGGAAGAGGAGACGGAAAAGGCACUGAUGUCGUCAUCGAGGUAGACGUCGAUGAUCUAGUUGUUGUUGUAUCUGUCGUAUUCCUCGUACUUGGAAUUGGUGGAGUUGGCGCUGUUGGAGAAGGAGGAAAAGUCGUUGAUGUUCUCGUCGUAGUAGACGUCGGCAAUGUUUCUGUUGUUUUAUACGCAGUUGUUGUUGUAUCUGUCGUAUUCCUCGUACUUGGAAUAAUUGGUGGAGGUGACACUGUUGGAGGAGGAGGAAAAGUCGUUGAUGUUCUCGUCGUAGUAAACGUCGGCAAUGUUUCUGUUGUUUUAUAUGCAGCUGUUGUUGUUGUAUUUAUCAUUUCUGUUGUAACUAUUGACGGGGUAGAGGAUGGAAUCGUAGUAUUUGGGAUAUCGGAUGCAGUCGUUGGACUGGUCAGUGUCGUUGAUGUUGUCGGAAGCGUUGAAAUGUCCGGUGCGGUUUCUGUUAUGUUUGCCGUUGUCUCUGCGGCAUCCGUUGUAGUCGAAGGUGCUAUCGUGGGUAACGAUGGAUACGAUGCACAAUGUGCUCCACACGGUAUCGUAGGCGACGUUGUUAUCGUUGCCGUUGUGUUCGAUUCUGUUGUCACUCUCGUGGUUUCUGUUGUAUAUUCCGUUUGCGAAGUUGUGCAUGCCACUAUUAGAACAGAUAUUUUAUAUAUCGAUAUUUGCUGA